ACCUAUGCUGCUGUGAAUGCUUCUUUUGAAGUGCGCAACUCAGCUCAAUUGAUGGACUUACUGAAUUGCGAGGGAAAAGUAAACCAUAACACUGGAUUAACUUGUAUGGAAUAUCAGUUCUAAAAUUAGAUUAGCUAGGUUGAUUUUGUUAAGCACUCACAAAUUGUAAUUUGAAGUUUUCUUAACGGUUUUCUGAACCCGGGACCAGCGGUCUUUACGCACAGUUUGCGCCAUGGCGAACUCGUGUCUUCAACUGAGCGGCUUUCUCAUCAGCUGCCUUGGCUGGCUGGGCAUCGUGAUCGCGACAGCCACCAAUGACUGGGUGCUUAUGUGUAAAUACGGUUUGAACACAUGCAAGAAGAUGGAUGAGCUGGGAGCCAAGGGACCCUGGGCGGACUGUGUCAUCUCCACAGGACUCUACCACUGCGUCUCCCUAACGCAGAUCCUGGACCUGCCAGCCUACAUCCAGACGACUCGUGCCCUGAUGAUCACAGGUUCGAUCCUGGGUCUCCCAGCAGUGGGAAUGAUCCUCAUGUCUAUGCCCUGCAUCAACCUCGGUGAUGAACCCCAGGGCUCCAAGAACAAACGCACCAUCCUGGGAGGAGUGCUUAUACUCAUAGUCGGUAAGAAACUCUACUUUGUUUACACAAUGCAACUAUGAAUUAGUGGACAAAGACAAAAUGUACAGUAAUCAAAGCACGUCACAUUGUUUUGCGCUCAGAUGCACACACCAAGAUCAACUUCCAACCUUCCUGACUGUGACCUCUUUUAACCACACAUCCAACGCUUACAAGCCACUGAGAGCAAAGGAUGUUGAAUAUGACUGUCUUCUUCCCAGGGGUGCCCACAUAUGCACACACACACACACACACACACACAUAUGUUCCUGUUCCGUUGAACCCUUCCCCCCAGAUCCCAUCCCAUUCCUCUCCUCCACCUACUCUCAUCCACACCCUGCCUUUGUCCUGAACCACAUGGAAACUCACUCCCUCAAUUGUCCAGUUUACUGUGCUUAUACAUAUUUGACUCUCGCUGCAGCAUUUUUCCAACGCCUGUUUGCCUCAAAUGAAAUUUGAACACCUGUGUCCAUCCUUUGACUUUUCCACUUCCCACAUUUGUCAUAGCAAAACUACUCCCAGCUUGCACCGUGCAUCCCUGCCUUACAAACAUUACCAUUACAUCCAUUUAUAUUAAAGCCCUGACUUAGUUAUUAGAUU
Molecule: messenger RNA, 1217 nt
Organism: Perca fluviatilis (European perch)
Lineage: Eukaryota; Metazoa; Chordata; Actinopteri; Perciformes; Percidae
Product: claudin-11-like
Exons: 2
Coding region: 233-661 (142 amino acids)
Biological process (GO): bicellular tight junction assembly; cell adhesion
Cellular component (GO): plasma membrane; bicellular tight junction
Molecular function (GO): structural molecule activity
Source: RefSeq, a predicted model, not a curated record